This is a messenger RNA of Cyprinodon variegatus (sheepshead minnow), 2179 nucleotides long. It is a transcript of the gene ldlrad3, whose product is annotated as low density lipoprotein receptor class A domain containing 3. The record is from RefSeq and is a predicted model, not a curated record. Gene Ontology annotation, cellular component: plasma membrane. Bases 294 to 1346 code for a protein of 350 amino acids. The transcript has 6 exons. Gene Ontology annotation, biological process: receptor-mediated endocytosis. NCBI's taxonomy places the organism in Eukaryota, Metazoa, Chordata, Actinopteri, Cyprinodontiformes, Cyprinodontidae. Gene Ontology annotation, molecular function: protein binding.
AGUCCGCCCGCCGCCUGAAGCCCCUCCAGCUUCGGCUUCUCCUCCUUUCUAUUCCCCCUUUUUCCACAAACCGAACUCGGUACCGAUCAGCCCCAAGAUCCGAAACCAAGCGAUCAAAGCGCUUGGCCGGAAGCUAUAAAAAAAGGAGUUAUACUUUAGAGGAGUUGCGGCUUUGGGGAAGUUUGUUUUUCUUUUUUUUUUUUCCUUUUUGUUUCUGUCCCCAGUUUGUGGCCCCGUCGCGGGGCAGGACAACAAAAGCAGGCCAACAAAGGGUGUGGAAAGGUGGGCGCACCAUGUGGAUCUGGUACCUUCUGCUUGGUUCGGGGUCAGGAACAAGAACAGCUGACAGCCAGCUGCUUCCUGGGAAUAACUUUACCACAGAGUGUAACAUUCCUGGAAACUUCAUGUGUGAAGAUGGAACGUGUGUCCCGGGUGGCUGGGAGUGUGACGGAGUGCCCCACUGCUUUGAUGGGAGCGACGAGAGAGGCUGUGCUAAGGUCAAGUCAAAGUGUGCUCCCACAUUCUUCGCGUGCGCGAAUGGUGUCCACUGCAUCAUCGGAAGGUUCCGCUGCAAUGGCUUCAGCGACUGUCCUGACAGGAGUGACGAAGAAAACUGCACAGGGAAUCCUCUGGUGUGCUCGGAGGCUCGCUUCAAGUGUCGUAACGGCCGCUGUGUGGACCGAAGCUUUCUCUGCAAUGGACAGGACAACUGCCAGGACAACAGCGAUGAGGAGCUCUGUCUGACCACAGCAGAAGCUCCUGGUUUUGUGACACUGGACCAUAGUCUACGCUAUUACCCCAGCAUUACCUACGGUGUCAUCGGCAGCGCCAUCAUCUUUGUCCUGGUUGUAGCCCUGCUGGCUUUGGUGCUUCAUCACCAGAGAAAACGGACCGUCCUCCUUACAAGAAAUGUGAGGGGGAACACAAAUCAUCAUCAGCCCCUCCUGCUGUCCCGUCUGGUCAUCCUGGAUCGGGGUCAUGUCCAUGCUGGAGGUCCAGGUCUCUCCUCUGGCUCAAGCAAUCCUACGGGCCAAUACAGCUCAAGCCCUCAAGCCUUGCAUCUGCUGUCCGGCACCGUGUAUCCCUCUUCAGUUUCCUUGGACCUCCCUCCUUCAUAUUCAGAAUCUGUUCUGGAUGUCAGUCGGCCUCCUUGGUUUGAUCUUCCCCCUCCACCUUACCUCAAAGAUGGGGAACUUUCUUCAGAGGGAAAUCUUCCUCAGUACGACACUCUCCAUGAGGGUGUGAGUCCUCCCACAGCUGCAGACUCUGAUCCUUCACCUCCUAGAACGGGACGCCUGAACUCACAUACAGGUUCCAGCCUAAGAGAGGAGACAGACCGGCUGUAGCCCCUGUUCUGUAGACUGGUGGGACAGGCAAACAGCUGGACUACUUGUUCCAGCUAUCAAGCUGUAUAAGACUGAAGGACAAUUAUAAAUUAGGACCUUUUGGAAGAGAUUCAGAAGAGCUGAUCAACUUUAGCAGGGUCUCAAACUGGCUGCCUUCACAUCAGACUGACUGUAUGCUUGCUCCCUCUGCUGGCAUAAUAGCUUCAUUACACUUUUAGGGUGUCAGUUCGGCUAGUAUCAAUGUCACUUGAACGGUUUCCUCCUUGAAGAUUUGGUAUGUACUAUUCUUAUCAGCCAGAAGGUUUCUAAGAAUGAAACUGUAAUUUACCCCUCAUCUUUGCUGUGAUACACUUCUGAUUAGCUUAGUGUAAGUUUUGCAGUAUUUAAAAACACUCCAUAAUAUUUCUUAUGGCAUUUUAAGUAUAACUCCAUUGGUUUUAGUUUAAAUUGUUCAAUUUCCAGAUAUCAGGAAAGAUUAUUAUUCAGCAAUUUCCUUACAUCCUGUUAUGUCAUAUCAUCAGGGGAAUAUGCAAUAGGACCAUUUAUGUUUUAUCAUACAGUAUUUGUAUUUUAUUUUCUAAAAUCAUUCCUCUAAGCAGGACGUUGUUUAGAAGCUUUGUCUUCAUUCCAUGUCUGCUGGAAGACCACCAGGGUUCAUAGGCAGUCCUGAAACAGCUGAGAGAGAGGGACAUUUUUCUUUUUCCAGGUGCAAACAAGAAUGUUAAGAAAAAAUUGAGAUUGGCAACAUAUGGCCGUUUCUGAAUUUGUACUUGUAAAUUUUCCUGUGCUCGUGUACUCGAAAAACAUCAUCAGCCUUAGCCCUAGUGCUGUUC